AUGGAUCUUUUUGAAACCCCAUCAUCUCUAAAACAAAAUAGAUUAGAAAAAUCCAUAUGGGUUGCAAAAUUAGUGCUCAUGUCUAUGGGAAUUAUCUCAAUUCUUAUUUUGUUGAAAGUUUCAAUAAUUCCAUACACAUUUGAUGUUUUAUCAACUCUUCCUCAACUUUGGUUCUCACUAAGAAAAUGGUUAACAGUUCCAUUUGUUUUCAUCAUUGUGAACUUCAUCAUCAUCCCCAUUAUAGCUUCUUCAUACUUCACAAACCAAACCAAUAACACCAACCCAAUUGAGCUAGAAAAUCCAACAAAUGAACACCAUGAAGAAGAAAAUGUGGUUGAACAAGUUAUAGAAGAAGUUGAAGUUGUAGAAGAAGAAAAAGAGAAAAGGGUUGUAUUUGUUAGAUAUAGAACAAGAUUUGCUGUGUACAUAUUUUUGGAACUGAGACUGUGUGAAGAAGCCAGAACAAGUUUCAGACAAGGUGGACUUUUUUCCAUGUCAAUUUUCUAG
Molecule: messenger RNA, 507 nt
Organism: Cicer arietinum (chickpea)
Lineage: Eukaryota; Viridiplantae; Streptophyta; Magnoliopsida; Fabales; Fabaceae
Source: RefSeq, a predicted model, not a curated record